GGAGCUGGAGCAUCAUUCUUCUGAGACUGAUUCUACCAUGUUUCAGUCUGUAACCGUGCGAAAAAUAACCUUACAAGCAACUUUUAUCGGUGGCCUAAAUCCCCUACGGACAUAAACCAUCAUACAUAUUUUAAAUUUACAUAUAUUAGCGUAGGCUAACCGUUAGCUUUAUAUAAACGUGGACGAACAUCCAUCAACCAACAGCUAACAAGCAUAGCUAAUGAGCUAACAUCACUCUACGUUGCGUUACGAACUAAACCAAAAGCGCAAAUAUCGGACUUUCUGCUGGACUUUACUCUCCAAAGAUACGCUUUUGCUCUUAAGUAGCGUAAUAAUGUUAUUUUCACUCUUUACCAUGGGUUUACCUUUGGUUUAUGGCGUGUUUUCCACUUGGAAAGACAAAAGUUAACUUUCUCCCUAACUCUCCUUUCUCAGAGUGCACAGCAAACUCUGUUCUCCAUGAUGUGGAUGUGCGUUGCUGUUUUCCUGCUGUGGAUGAGGUCAGGAGGAUGCACAGAAAAGGCCAACAUGUCAGACCUCAUCGAAUACACAGCUGCAGACUUUUAUGAGAAACUGCACUCUGGGAAGAUGAUGUUUAUCUAUUUUGAGCACCAAGUCUCUCCAACCAUCUCUUUGUUCUUGGUGGAGUUGGAGAAGUCUGCUGAGGCUCUGCAGGAUUACGGAGUCCUGGUUGGCACGGUCAACUGUAAUAAAGAGCUGGUACAAACGUACUGCACAGAUGAAAGACUUCUGCACACGGCUUUUCUGUUCAGAGGUGGUAAGGAGUUCCUGAGUUUUGAUUUGGACACUGUCUUUGACGUCAACUCAAUCGUCUCUGAAGUUCUGUUCGCCAUUCUACGUGAUGAGGUGAAGUACGUCCACACAGAUGCUGAUCUCCUGGCCAUGGAGAAGGCAGCCAGAUGGAAGAAGGACAUUGUGCUGGGUUACGUUCAAAGUCUGGGGACACAAGAGCACAGAUCGAUCAUGGAGACAGCAUAUGUGUAUGGAUCCAAAUAUCAGUUCAUCCUCAUAACAGGAGGCCCAGUAUUGAAGCAUUUAGGUGUAAACGAAUCGUCCCACUCGUCUAGGGUGUGGUUCCUCCACUGCAGAGUCCACAGUGGGCUCAUGACCCCAGUGACCUCUGAGCGCUGCCCUUUGACCUGCAUGAGGAAACCCCUGUCUACCCUGAGCCUCCACUCCUUCCUGCAGCUCAUGGAGGCUCCACUAGUGUCUGAAGUGUAUGACGACCCCUCCUCAGUCCAGCCCCCCCAGUUCCCCUACCAGCAGACCCCCCAGGUCUUCCUCUUCUCUCGUCCCGCUACUGAGCACCUGGACCUGGACACAGCCACCACUCUGGCCUGGAGGCUACGUGGCCUCGCCCUGCUGCUGCUCGUACACAGGCAGAGUCCUGCAGUGAAAACCCCUGAUGAAUAUAAUGCUGCUUACAGGCUGCCUGACAAGAGUUCAGAGGUGAAGUAUUUGACUUUGCACAGCCUCGAUCAGGUGUUGGACCUCUUCACAAAUCAGGAGAAAGAGGAGGAUGAAGAGGAGGAGGAUGGAGAAGAAGAUGGAGAAGAAGAUGAGGGACUAGAGGAGGAUGAGGAGGAUUCUUUUGGCAACCUGGACGAUGAAGUUGCAGCGUCAGUCUUUGAAAAGCGAGGCGACUUGCUGGACAUGGACUCAGUUACGCAACUAACGUCUGAGAACUUCCACACUGCAGUGGCACAAAGCAGCCUGACAGUGGCACUCUUCUACCUCAAAUGGGACGCUGUGUCAAUGGCUUUUCUCAGCUCCUUCAUUGAAGUUGCAGAGAGACUUGCAGAUUCUGAGGUCGUCGAUGUUCAGAUGAGUGCGGUGGACUGUGGAGAGUGGACCGACCUCUGUGCCACUCAGCCAGGCAGCGACGUCCCGUUCCAGCCAAUCAUAGCCUUUCCCAGCGUCUUGGUGCUCCGCCCACAGGAGACGGCUCAACACUACAGAGGAAUGCUGGGUAGUGAGGCGCUACACCGCUUCAUCAUGAUGAGCCGCACCGAUUCUCCUGCACUGCUGUCCACUGAAGACGAAGUCACGUCCUUCCUUCAGGAGGUCCCUCAUGCUGAGCUAACGGGCUACAAGCCUGACAGAGUCGUGGGACUGUUUAAGACGCACACACAAACCGGUUUAAAAGUUUUUACUGCAGCAGCAAAGUCGCUGAGAGGAGAAGUGCUGACCGGCCUGUUGACCGAUGUUCUGGCAGAGAAAUGGGCUGCAGGCCUCGCUGUGGACCUUCCUGCUAUGUUGGUGUUUCCUUCAUGGAGGACACACACACAUCCGUCCACUCUGCCAGUGUCGUCCUCCGCUGAAGAGCUGCUCACACACAUCACCACUGCACUGCUCCACCCGAUGCCUGAGCUGACUGUGGAAAACCUGCCGUCCUUCCUGUCGCUGGGUAAAGCUCUGCUAAUUCUCUUUGUGGGAGAAGAGGAGGACGAGAUCGGACAGAGGCAGAACCAGGCGCUGGUGGAGGAGAUGAGAGGAGUUUUGGAGUUGGGAGGGAGGAGGAUGGAGGAGUACCUGCCCUGCUGGAUCCACCUUGGCCGCACUCCAGCUGGUAUGUCUGUCCUGGGGUCUUACCUGGGCUCGAUGCCUCCUCUUCCUGCCCUGGUCCUCUCACAUCUGCCCUCCGGAGGUGAAAUCUAUCGGUACCCACCCAACACCCCCAUAGCAGCGUCUUCUGUCCUGCUGUGGCUGCAGAGGAUCGAGGAUGGUACUGAGUCACCGGCAGGGACGCUGGGUGACGACAACUGGCCUCCUGCUGUCGAGUUCUACGACUUUCUGAAAAUCAUGGACAUGCAGGAAGCCGACUCCACCCAGCAGCAAACUCCUAAAGAGGAAGAAGAGGUGGAUGAGGAAGAGGUCAGUGUGGAAGAACAUUUGGUGUCAGAAGAAGUGACACAUGACAAUCCUGACAAUAAUCCCAGCAUUCACUCUGAACUGUGACGGGACAUGAUGGGAUGGAAACAAUACUACUGAUUAAAGCUGUUUUUUUUUUACUGAUCUGGGCUUUAGUUUUUUUCUUUUUAUCAAAAUUUGAUCAGAUUAUUGGAUUGUAAAUUUUAUUGCCAGAUUAGUAAAAGAUUAGCAGAAUACUUGAUGUUGAACGAACAACAUCAAGACAGUGAGUUUUUUUAACCCAUUUUAUUCUGUCCUCCGUUGUAGUUUUGGUGCCUUUAGUGCGAUAUGAAUCAUCAUCUGCAGGUGUUUCCUCAGAGGUGUUCAUAGUUUCUGUUUCCUGCUUUCUUACUGCUGUGGGUUUGUGUCGGGUUGCCAGUGAACUUGGUGGUUUCAUCAGAAAAAUGAGACAUUUCUCUUUUUUGAAAAGCUGCUUCUGAUCUACCUACCUGAAGCAAGUCACUCUGGGAAGAUUUUGCUUUUUGUUUCACUUUAGCUCAGCUAAAACCACAAAGCUUCUAAACUCGAGGGAAGUAGUUUGUCACAGCUGCAUAUUUGAAAGAAAUAUGCACAGAUCCAUUAACAAAAACUAUAAAAUUGUAAUUACAAAUGAGAUUAAUUGACUGAUGUUGAUUUUAUUUUAAUCAUUAAAGGCACAGUGCCAGUAAGGCCUGCUAACAUUUUAAUCAUCACACGAUCUGCACCUUUUCUGCACGUUUGCUGCACUCAUAACGUUAUGAACAGGAACCUUUAAACUGUUGCCACAUCUGCCAAACCACUGAUGAGAUAACGCUACGUAUGGAAACUGCAGUGACAUUAGGUGAAGGACAUCUGUGGCUUGGAAAUUUUUCUGACGCUGGAUUUCCCAUCAGUCCACCUACUACUAGCCCGGUAAUGACAGCAGCAUCACGUGUGACUUUUCCCAGCAGUUGAAAUGCAACACAGAGCAGAUGGAAUAGCUUUGUUGGAUUUGUCUAAUUUAAUUAGCUCUGUGGGUUUAGAUGUAGUUUAUGGGACCUUGAGUCAUUUAAAUGAAUUAGUGUUGCAGAUAAAAGAGAACAUCCACCCUAAACGUGCACUGGACAGUCUGAGGGGCUCUUGGUCGCAUGGAUUCUUUACCCCAUCUUUGCUUUGUAUUUAUUCUCACUGAGAUGAUGCACUGAGCUUUAGAUCACAGGAGGAACAGUUUAAGGUCUGGCAGGAGAAAAUACAUACAUAUGGAGUCAUAUAGGGAGUAUAAUAAAAUUCAUUGUUCAUCUAUGAAAGAAGAAAUGCAUUUUUUUAAGGUAUAGUAAGACAAUCCAAGCCCAAGAGGACCUGAUGUGAAACAAUAAGGAGUCCCUCAAAUUAUAAAAUGCUUCAAAAUAAGAAAAAUAAAAUAGAUUUGACUAAAAUUGUAUUGAUAACCUCAAGGUUUAACAGUUAUUGCUGGCAUUUUUAAAAUUUCUCUGUCAUAACUGUUUUACCUAUUUAUUUAGGUUUGUAAAAUAUGUGAAACAGCGCCUCCCUUGGAUGUAACUGCCAUAAACGCUAAACUGUAUCUGUGGUCAAAGGCGGUACUGCUUCCUUGCCUGAGUAAGAAGAGACGCCAGGUGAAGUUGAUUAACGGAAAUUAAAAAUGUUAAAUGAGACGCUGAAACUCUAACAGCGCCAUGGAAAUGUGACUGAAUACGUCUCAGAGGGGAAAAAACUCCAAAGUGAUGUGGGAACGUCGUCGUUUUGUGGACUUGCAGCAAGAAAAGCAAAAUGUUGGUAUUUUUAACAUGGCAGAAAGUGUGAGUUAGCUAACGUUAGCAUCGAGCGUUACCGCGUUUUUAAAGGCUAAGCUAGUUGAGCUAGCUGGAGAGGAGAUGAGCAGUUCUGUCAACGAAAUGACCGUCGACAUGGGCGCUUACUUCAACUUAAAGACUCCAGAGUGGAUUUGGACAUCAAAUAGCGUGAGUCAGAUACACCAUCUGUCCUUCUGUCCGUCUGUCUGUCUUUGCUAGCUGGUUUCUCUCCUGAUAGUUAGCUUAGUAGCUCAGGUCUAUGCAUUUAGCCAAAGACAAACUUUGGUUUAGCCUCCUGCUCCAGUCAUAUUGUAAAUACUUUACUGUCUUGAUGCUUUUUUGUGUAAAUUUUCCUAAAUUUGUAUGUAAUGGUUUUUCAGUCACCUGCAGUUUGCUGAAUGUAAUUAAGUGCUCUUUGAGUAUUUCCAUUUAAUGCACCUUUAUUCUUUCACUCUACUACAUCUCAGAAGCAAAUGUUUUGCUUUUUACUGCAUUACAAUUGUGUGACAGUUUUAUGUACUAGUGUCUUUUCAGAAUACACAUUUUCAUAGUCUUUUUAGUGAAAAUUCCACAUCUUUAAAUGUGAUUUUGAAUGUGUGUGAGAAACUCAAGGAUGUGUGUAUCCUGCAGUAAUAUUGCUCCAAAUCCAUCAUAUAGUAAAACAGUUCAUGGUGUAGUAUGAGCACUCUUUCUUAAGUAAAGGAUCUGAAUACUUCUUCCAUCAAUGACUGCUAGAGUUGGUUGUGAGAAUUUAAUCGUACUUGUUUGGUUUUUAAGUUGUGUAUAUAUUGAGUAGUGAGCUUUAAUAACUAACUAGCAUAUUGUUGACCGUUUUGUAUGGGAAAUACAAAGAAAAUAGCAUGUGUUUAAUACAUACAAUUAUACUUUUAGGUGUUUCUGAAGUAUGCAGUGUCAAUCUGUGCCUGUCUACUCUUUGUUGUACAAGUCUUAUGAUAUGUCAUAGUUAAUUUUAGAUUGGAACCAAAAUUUCUCUGUCUUAAAGUUUCCUAUUUCUUAUUUUGCAGUUUGUUGUAUUCAUGUGUUCUGAAUAUUGAGAGGAAAAUAUCCCCUACUCAACCUGGAAAUGUACACCUAUGGUGUGGCCCAUGUGGUUUACCGUGAUCCAGUGAACUUAUGUAAUUAUAACAGGUGAAGUUUUCCUUUAGCAGUAUUUAUAGAUGGGAAACCUUGACUAAAAUGAGAGAUUGUCUUCUUUUUUGCAAUGGUAAAGGCCAAAAAACUACUGGAACGCAGUCCUCAAAUAAUAUCUGAUUCCUGUCUUGA
Amphiprion ocellaris (clown anemonefish) is the source of this 5984-nucleotide messenger RNA. RefSeq names its product thioredoxin domain containing 16 (gene txndc16). Lineage: Eukaryota; Metazoa; Chordata; Actinopteri; Pomacentridae. The record is from RefSeq and is a predicted model, not a curated record. The transcript is spliced from 20 exons. Bases 460 to 2979 code for a protein of 839 amino acids.